This is a messenger RNA of Condylostylus longicornis, 3778 nucleotides long. It is a transcript of the gene Top3alpha, whose product is annotated as DNA topoisomerase 3-alpha. The transcript is spliced from 7 exons. Lineage: Eukaryota; Metazoa; Arthropoda; Insecta; Diptera; Dolichopodidae. Bases 187 to 3750 code for a protein of 1187 amino acids. Gene Ontology annotation, biological process: DNA topological change. Gene Ontology annotation, molecular function: DNA binding; zinc ion binding; DNA topoisomerase type I (single strand cut, ATP-independent) activity. Gene Ontology annotation, cellular component: nucleus. The record is from RefSeq and is a predicted model, not a curated record.
UUAAGUUAAUAAGUUAAUUACAUAUAUAAUUGCAUAAGUUAAUUAUAUAUAUUUUUAAGUUUAUUAGUAGUUUUAUUUUAUAUAUUUAUAGUUUUAUAGUAUAUAAUAAUUAUAUUGUGUUUUUAGUUUAUUGGUAGUCCUUUAUAUCCUUAUACAUAUGAAUAUUUAACUUUUUAUUAAAAAUUAAUGAUUUUAUAUACAUUAUUCUGUAAUAAAAUUCUUAAAUCUGCGACAAAACACUAUGAACAUUGUUUCAAUUAUUUUGAGUGUCAAAAGUUUUACUCAAUAAUAAACAGAGAGAAAUAUAUCAUGAAGUACCUCAAUGUGGCAGAGAAACACGACGCAGCAAAAAAUAUUGCAAAUAUUUUAUCAAAUGGUUCAGCAAGAAGGCGUGAAGGAUUUUGUGUAUACAAUAAAAUAUUUGAUUUUGAAACUAAUAUCAAAAACCAAAACUGCAAAAUGGUAAUGACAUCUGUAUCUGGUCAUUUGUUAAAUUAUGAAUUUCUUGGGCCGUACAAGAGCUGGAAUAAUUGCAGCCCAGAACAACUGUUCGAUGCACCAAUUAGAAAAACAAUUUUAAACAACGACACAGGUGAAAAAAUUAAAAAAACUUUAGAGAAAGAAGUAAAAAGCUGUCAAGGUUUAAUUAUAUGGACAGAUUGCGAUCGCGAAGGUGAAAAUAUAGGUUUUGAAAUUUUGGAAAUUUGUAAAGCGGUAAAGCCUACUUUGAAAGUUUUUCGCGCAAAAUUUUCAGAAAUUACCAGAUCGGCAAUUUUACGUGCUGUAAAUAACUUAGUUCAACCUGAUCAAAGACAAAAUGAAGCUGUUAAUAUUCGUCAAGAAUUAGACUUGAGAACAGGUGCCGCGUUUACGAGAUAUCAAACUCUUAGAUUACAAAAACUAUUUCCUGAAACAACUGCAGAUAAGUUAAUUUCAUAUGGCAGUUGUCAGAUUCCAACAUUAGGGUUUGUAGCAGAACGGUAUAAAGAAGCCGAAGACUUUGUAUCAGAGCCAUUUUGGAAGUUAGUUGUAACACAUACGAUAGAUGACUUAACAGUGGAGUUUAAUUGGGCACGGAAUCGCUUAUUUAAUAAAGAAGUUGUAGAAGAUUAUUUAUUACUUUGCCUAACUGAUCCAAAAGCAAAAGUUGAAAAUAAAAGUGUUAAACCUAAAAAUAAAUGGAGACCGCAACCUAUGGAUACAGUAGAACUUGAAAAAUUAGGGUCAAGAAAAUUGAAAAUUAAUGCAAAAGAAAUAAUGAACAUUGCUGAAAAGCUAUAUAAUAAAGGUUUCAUAAGUUAUCCUAGAACGGAAACUAACUCAUUUUCGUUAAAUUUCGACUUGUCGAAGAUUGUACAGCAACACACAUCCCACUCCGAAUGGGGCGAUUUUGCUCUUAGAGUGCUACAAUGGCAACCAAAUCCACGAAAUGGCAAAAAAACAGAUGAAGCCCAUCCACCGAUACAUCCAAUUAAAUUAACUACAGAUCUUAGUGGAAACGAAGCUAGAGUAUACGAGCUAAUCGUAAGACAUUUCUUAGCCUGUGUUAGUAGAGAUGCGACUGGAUCGGAAACCAUAGUUCAUAUUAACAUAGCUGGCGAAAAAUUCAGUGCGAAUGGGCUUGUCAUUUAUGAACGGAAUUAUUUAGACGUGUAUCCCUAUGAAAAUUGGAAUUCAAAACAAAUACAUCACUACGACGUUGAACAAGAGUUUGAUCCGACAGAAAUUUCUAUGCGAGAGGGUAGUACUACUGCACCACCAUUACUCACGGAAGCAGACUUAAUAGCACUAAUGGAAAAAAAUGGAAUAGGAACGGAUGCGACUCAUGCUGAGCAUAUUCACACAAUUAAAGAAAGAGGUUAUAUAGGCGAAGUGGAUCGCGGUUUAUUAGUUCCUGGCACGAUUGGAAUGGGCUUGUAUGAAGGUUAUGGAGCAAUGGAUUUAGAACUAGCAAAACCUAGAUUACGAGCUGAAUUCGAAAGUGAUUUGAAGAAAAUAUGCACUGGGGAGAAGGAUUCAAAAUUAGUUUUAAGAGAACAAAUAGCAAGGUACAAGGAAGCAUAUCAUUUAAUAACUCAAAGAAUAACUGCAAUGGACGAAAAAUUUUCGAAUAGAGUAAACGAAACUCCGGCAAACAGAAGAAAUAAUGGCGACCAAGACCCCAGAAAUGAUGGGGCUGGUGGAAGUAGUGAUGUGAACGGCAAUAAUGAUAAUGAUGACGAUGAUGGUGAUGACGGAAAUAUUCCUCCCGGGUGCGGUGGUAAUAAUUUUCGGAAUGUCAGAACAGAUUCUAGCUCUGAUGGCAUUCCUUCACCCUUACAAGAAUUAUUUUUGUGCCCUAAAUGUAAAACAUGUUACAUGGUUUUGAAAAAAAAAAAAGAAGGAAACUCCUAUAUGAUUGGAUGCUCUAAUUUUCCUGUGUGUAAAAAUGUAAUUUGGUUGACAGAUGGAAUCAAAGAAGCUCAAUUAUCUCAUAGUUCCUGUAAACGAUGCUACAAUAAAAAUUAUAAGAGUAGUAUAUCAAAUAAAAUUGAAUUUAAAUUUAAAAACAGUUCAUAUCUAGCAUUACUGGGUUCAACAAGUUUAACAUACACGACAUGCUUGAGAUGUGAUUCUAAAUUUAGGGAAAUAUUUGAUAUAAAUUUGGAUCAAGUUAAAUUUGUUGGUGCUAUUGUAGGAGAAAAUACCGAUAAUUUGCAAGGCAGUUUAGAAAAAACCGAACGCAUUAAAUCUGCUGCUUCUGUUAUCAAACAAAAUAAGGAAUCUUUAAUACGUACUUUUACUACAAAUACUUUCAAGCAGAGCAAUAUGGAAUCUAAUAUAGAUUCAUUUUUUGAAGAUGAUUUUUUUGAUAAUCACAAUUUUGACGACCAAUUCGAUGAGGUUUUCAUAAAUUUGGAACCUGCUUUACAAUCAAAUAACGAGCCUAAUGAGAACAAUCUCAGUACAAAAAAAAAAUGUAAAACUUUUAAAAGUCAGCAGGAAAGAGAUGCUUAUUUCACUGGCUGGAAUAAAUCGAGUAAGUUAUCAAAAAAUCCUAUUAAAUUAGACUCCAUGCCCGACUGGGGAUCAUCAUUCACAAAUGGUUAUACCACUAGCACAUCUUCUGGUCAAGUUAGCAACUCUAAAUGGAUAGAUUUAAGUAAUGUUAACAAUGAAAAUAACUCGAAUAAUUGGUUUAACAUUGGUUACUCAACAAGCAAUAAAGUUGGAGAGCCAUUUAAAAAAAAAUACAAAAAAGACGUAGGCAAACAAACCGAAUCUUUGGUCAAAUGUAAAACUUGCAACGAAUUGGCGAAAAAACAAGUUGUAAAAAAGGAAGGCCCAAAUAAGGGGAGAGAAUUUUAUUGCUGUAAUUUAACAUGUAAUUUUUUUCAAUGGGCUGAAGAUAGUGCAAAUGCUAAAUCUAAGAAUGAAGAGAAGUUUGGUUUAGAGUGGGGGUAUGGCUUAGAGGGAAGAUCUCGAAAAUAUGAACAACAAUGUAAUUGCAACAAGCCAGCCAUUAUUCGGCAGGUCCGAAAAGAAGGUUUAAACCAUGGAAGAUCAUAUUACGUGUGCUCUAAUCAAAAGUGUUCAUUCUUUAAAUGGUUUGAAAAUGAAGUGGAGAAUUUGAGUGAAAUAAAUAAUUUUUGGGGACCAAACAAAAGGAAAUCUUCAAACUCAGCCACAAGUUCGAAAAAACGCAAAUGUGGUUUAUGUAGAAUGGAGGGACACACUAAGAAUAAAUGUCCUAGGCAAGAAGAAUUUUAAAUAUUUUUUAAUUCAAAACAAAUUUUAG